AUGUCUCCCACGAAGCAGCUCACCAAGGCUGCCCGUAUUAUCCUGAUUGGGGCUCCGGGUGUAGGCAAAGGAACACAAUCUGAACGACUGCUAUCCCGUUUCCCCCAGCUGGCCUCAAUCAGCUCGGGUGAUCUCUUGCGCGAAAAUGUGCGCCGACGCACACCACUCGGUAUCCAAGCUGAGGCCACGAUGCAGUCUGGAAACCUCGUUCCAGACUCUAUGAUUCUGAACUUGAUCUCGGAUGAUAUGAAAACCAAGGGCUGGCUCCUACCACAAUCCGAAUCCUCCACCUCAGCUACCUCAUCCUCGCCUGCAAUCGACCCCUCCGCUUCUUUCAUUCUCGACGGGUUUCCUCGCACAGAAAGCCAAGCCACAAGCCUGGACAACCUAGUACCCGUGAACUUUGUCGUGCACCUCAACACUCCGUCCUCAGUUAUCCUCUCCCGUAUCGCAUCCCGCUGGGUCCACGAACCCUCAGGGCGGGUGUACAACACAGACUUCCAUCCGCCCAAGGUGCCAGGGAAGGACGAUGUCACUGGCGAGACACUGACACAGCGACAAGACGACUCAAUUGAGACAUGGCAGCAGCGGCUACGAAAGUUCGAGGAAACAAGCAAGGCUCUUCUGGAGCAUUAUGACCGCCGGAGUGUUCUCUGGCGGGUGGAGGGCAACAGCAGCGACGAGAUCACUCCGCAAUUAUUUGCAGAAUUCGAGAAGCGGUUCUGCUGA
Molecule: messenger RNA, 729 nt
Organism: Penicillium nucicola
Lineage: Eukaryota; Fungi; Ascomycota; Eurotiomycetes; Eurotiales; Aspergillaceae
Product: adenylate kinase ADK2
Exons: 2
Coding region: 1-729 (242 amino acids)
Biological process (GO): nucleobase-containing compound metabolic process
Cellular component (GO): cytoplasm; mitochondrion
Molecular function (GO): AMP kinase activity; ATP binding
Source: RefSeq, a predicted model, not a curated record